GCUAAGAGGGUGGUAAUGGAAAGGGGUAAUGUCCCAUGAGAGGAUGGUCCUGUGCCCUCCUUAGUACUGCUGUCCCCACAAACCAUGGGGGUUACCACAGGAGAAAUGGGGGGAGAAUGUCAAUGUGUCCCAUUACUGUCUGUUUAUUGCUCAGGCUAUUAAACUCUUAAAAUAGUCGCUAAAGUUCAGUUCCUCCAAGCCAGCCUCUGGAAGACUUGUUUUACAGUCAGGGAAGUAAAAGUCAGCUUAUAUGAUUUUUAUUGCCUAGUGUACACUACGUUUUCAUCUAUCUUCAGUUCCUCUCUUUGGUUUUCUGUAUUAUGUAAGAAUUUGCCUUGCUAUAGCAAGGCUGGACAAGGAAGAUGAUACCGUAAUCUGAUUUUAUGCUAAUGUCUUCUCAAUAAAUCUCCCAUUAAACAGAAAAUGAGAUUCAGUGAACAAAUAUAUUCGUUGUGUGAGGCUUUUAAAGGUGGUGCGCAAUUAGUCACGGUUUUACAAGAGGAAUGAAUCGGUGGUAAUAAAAAAAAUAACCUUUCUGGUUAAUCCCUGAAAAUAUAUUGAAAGUUCAGGCUCCACCUUUUUAAGGGACUGCCAAAAAAGAUGUGAAUUUGAGGUGCCUGUGAAUUUUUGCAUAUCCUAAACUUUGGUAGACUGUGAAUACCGAACAUAAUGUUAAAUAAGGGAAUGUGUCCUCACAAUGCUCACCCCUUAAUCAAUUUUACUUUGGCUAAUUUCAAAAGCAGUAGGAUAUGUCGAUGUUUUUGGGAGCUUGGUAUUGUCUAAUAUUUGAGUGGCUUAAAUUGGGUAGAAUAAGCAUAAAUGAAAGAAACAGUGCAAUGAAAUGCAAAUAUGAUAAGUAAUAAAAGCUCUUAAACAGCUUGUCAAUGGACAGUCAUUCCAACAUCACCACUAUUACUCUUUAAUUUGGGUUUCCUUUCAAAAUCCCACCUAUGGUAACAAAGAAUAGUUAAUAUAAUUCUAAAAGACAAUUACUUUUUACCAUGGAAAAACUUAGAUGAUGAGGGAUGAUAGAUUCUGCACCAGAAUAACUUGUUCCAUAUAUUCUGAAUGCCAGUAAUGGAAAAAUAAUGUUCCAUGAAUUUCUAUCAGGCUAUUUUAUUACUUAAUAUCAGAACAGGAGAAACUUUGCAAGUGCCAUCAGUUUUGCUGCUGAAAUUGUAACAUAGCAUCCCUCAUCGUGUAACAGGACAUUUUCGUUAUUAUUUAUUAUUUUGCUGUGGUAAAAGACUUCUUAGUUGGCCUUCUCUUGAUAUAGCAAUGAAAUCUUAGAAAACCCAGCAACUUACCACCCUGGAUUUUAUCCAGGUAGAAAUUAGAGUUCUGAAAGACUGGAUUUAUUAAAUAGUAGCUUUUUGGACUAAUGUUUUCUCAAGGACAAUUGGGGUUUGCUCAUCUGCUUUGGACAGGGGUUUGGGGCCAUAGGGUUUUUCCUGUAUGUUAAAAGUUGAGUAGUUCUAGUUCUUACGUGUGCAUUUGCCAGGAAGCCCUAGGAGCAACAGCUGUAAAAGCAGAUGAAAGAAAGCAUGAAUUCAGGAGUAUAUCUAUAAGCACAUCACCAGCUUAAAAUAAUAUUCUUUCUUAUAUAUGGUUCCAUUAGUGUCCUCCUACUUAAGAGUUUGAUUCCAAACUACAUCUCUCGAGAGGCAAUGGACUUUCAAACAGAUGCAAAUGACACUGUGCUUUUCCUAAGGUGCUGGGGUUUUUCUCCUCUUUUUUUUUUUUUUUUUGCAAGAUAAGCAAAGGUCCCUCUCUCCCCAGCUAGCUGACUAUUGCCUCUGUGGUUCAGCAAAAUGUGUCCAGCUGAUACCUGUGCCUGCUCCUUCCCAUUAGCUCUGAUGAUGCCCUCUCCUAUCAGCUUCACUUGCUUCUGAGUUUGCAGUAAAUGAACGUAAUAAAUCACCUUUUAUCCACAAAGAUGCAGGCGCACCUACCUGGUGCUCUUUGCUGUGGUACCUCUUCCUUUCUGGUUUAAUGCCUUGACCUUGACAGGAGGCUUAUGGAUUAACUCCUGAGAGGUGCUUCUUUUCCUUUUACCCUCAUUUUAAUGGCCAGAGAAAAUGGGAAGAAUGCAACUGAGUGAAUGCCCUCUUUCAUCUGUUUUGCUCGUGAGCAUAAUCUGCUAACCUGGCAGGCGCCAGGCACAAGUGGAAUUGCUGCCCCUAAGUAGAAACAAACUUCAGCUGCUUUGCAAGCAGUUGCUUGCAGUUUGCUUGUUGGCUUGAGGGAGGCAAGCAACCAAGAAGGCCUUGUCCCCCUGCAGAGCAGGAGAGCUGGACACGCUGCGGGGCCAUUCUGCUGUUCAUGUAAUGGGAAUUAUUCUUUUAAGCAGGGAUAACCUGAAAUCAUAAGGUUUUCCACCCACAUCUGAAAAAUACAUAAGGAAGCGUUUACCCUAAAACCACUACAACUGCAUCAUGUGGUUCUCUGGGGGGGGGACUGUGACAGGAGCAACCUCCAGAAGCCAACUCCUUGGUGAGACACUGAGCUGCCGGCUGGACGUUGGACAGAAGAGAAAGCUGAGGCAUUAACUUUGGUUGUGAAUGAGGUCUGUCCUUGGACGUGGAAGCUGUGGGAGAACUUUGAGGGACAUUGGGAAGUGGUUUUUGCUUUGAAAUCUGGAUUGACCAUGUCUCCUCCAGUCCCCUCGGACCUGGGCUAUGUACCCCCUGACGGUGGCUGGGGAUGGGCAGUGGUGUUCGGAGCCUCCAUCUCAGUUGGGUUCGCAUAUACCUUUCCUAAAGCUUUCACAAUCUACUUCAAAGAACUCCAGGCUGUUUACAGCAUCUCCUACAGCCAGAUUGCCUGGAUAACAUCCAUCAUGUGUGCUACCACCUAUGGAGGAGGUCCCAUUAGCAGUAUUCUAGUAAACCGCUAUGGCAGCCGACCUGUGGUUAUGUUUGGAGGCCUGCUGUGUGGCACUGGGAUGGUCUCAGCCGCCUUUUGCACCAGUAUCAUGCAGCUCUACAUCUGUGUGGGCUUCAUUACAGGAUUGGGCCUUGCUCUCAACCUCCAGCCAUCAGUGAUAAUGAUAGGGAAAUACUUUUUGAAGAGAAGACCCAUUGCGAAUGGCCUCGCUAUGGCAGGGAGCCCUGUGAUGCUUUGCACCUUGGCUCCUCUCAACCAGCUCCUUUUUGACAAUUAUGGCUGGAGGGGCAGCUUUUUAAUCCUUGGGGCAAUUUUAUUGAACUGCUGUGUGGCAGGAGCUCUCUUCAGACCCAUCGGGCCAGGCACAGCAUCAAUCAAAACUCAGGUGCCUGAGGAAGGGAAGGAUGCUCUGAAACAAAAGGUCACUGAAGAUGCCAUGGAAAUGAGUAGUCCCGUAAACCUGCCCAUGAAGAACAAAACAGAAGAGGAAGGAGAAAGGGACUGUUGUGAAAAAAUCAAUCAGUACCUUGAUUUUUCCCUCUUUAAGCACAGAGGGUUUUUGAUUUACCUGAUCGGAAAUGUGCUCAUGUUCCUGGGGUUUUUUGCCCCCAUUAUUUUUCUGGCACCCUAUGCAAAACACAUCGGCAUUGAUGAAUAUUCAGCUGCUUUCCUCCUUUCAAUCCUUGCUAUCGUGGAUAUAGUUGCACGACCUACCACUGGCAUCAUUGCAAACAGCAAAUGGGUAAGGCCACGGAUUCAAUACUUUUUCAGCUUCUCCAUUGCUUUCAAUGGCACCUGCCACCUUCUGUGCCCACUGGCUUCCAGCUACACGGGGCUCGUGGUCUACUCCAUCUUUUUCGGCUUGGCUUUCGGCAUGGUUUGUGCCAUGCUCUUUGAAACACUCAUGGACCUCGUGGGAGCUGCCCGGUUCACAAGCGCUGUUGGCCUAGUCACCAUCGCGGAGUGCUGCACGAUAUUGCUGGGGCCACCUAUUGGAGGAACUCUUAUCGAUACCUUUGGGGACUAUAAAUAUAUGUUCAUUAAAUGUGGAGUUGUGAUGGUCCUGGCAGGAACCUUCCUGUUCAUCAUGAAUUAUUAUAAUUAUCGUAUGCUUGCCAAAGAGGAAAAGGAAAGAAAGGCAAAAGAAGAGGAUCCUAAAUCUGUAAGGACAGAAAAUGAAGGUAGAAAUAACUGGAUCAAAGAAACCACACAGGAUGGGCCUGAGCUGGAACCUUUGAGAGAGGAACAAGAAGGACUAAAGAAGGAAGCGAAUGGCACAAGUGAAGUUUAAACCUGUUCUCAUGGGCGGAACGGGAUAUUACUUGUGGGUUGCAUAAGUGGGUGCCAGAUGUGAAAUCACACUAGGUUUUUAAAUUUUGUUCUAUGCUCUGCCAUGUCCAUCCUCUUUGUUGUAGGAGAAGACUAGAACAGAAACAAAUCUGGUUUCUUGUAAAGUGCUGGGACACACAGUG
Molecule: messenger RNA, 4358 nt
Organism: Strigops habroptila (Kakapo)
Lineage: Eukaryota; Metazoa; Chordata; Aves; Psittaciformes; Psittacidae
Product: monocarboxylate transporter 2-like
Exons: 5
Coding region: 2648-4177 (509 amino acids)
Biological process (GO): monocarboxylic acid transport; transmembrane transport
Cellular component (GO): membrane
Molecular function (GO): monocarboxylic acid transmembrane transporter activity
Source: RefSeq, a predicted model, not a curated record